GGCAAAAUCUUGAAAAUGACAUGAAGAUGAAUCUGGAAUGCAGUCAAAUAAAACUAAAGAUAGAACGCAAGGCAUCGUUACUCGAUCAUUUUUGCGGAGUUAAUGUGUUUCCAUGUGUUUGAAAUAAAAUGUAUGUUAACCCAGAAUGUCAUUCAAUUUUUACUACGUUUUCUUAGUUUACAGGAAUUUCUACAAACUUGCACACAUUUUUGUUUUUGCCGCUCGGGGAAAUGCGGAAAUGAAUAUUUACUUCCGGUAUGCGCGGAAAAAGCGAAGACUAUGGAUGUGUUUGUGGAAGAAGAAAAAAAUCUGAAAUGUUGUUUUAAUUUCUGACACAAGACGUUCAAUUGCUAUUCGACUGUUAGUGUUAUGCUACAAGGCCAGAUUCAUGGAAGAAAACUGUCCAGAAGACAUUACUUAAAUGGGUUCUUCAGUGCCAUAAAUUAUGUGUACCGCCGUGAGCGUAAACAACUCGCCUCGGCCUGUCAGUUGUGCUUCCAAAACAUAUGAUUAUUUAUUGAAAUUUUUAUUGGUUGGUGAUAGUGAUGUCGGGAAAGAAGAACUGCUGUCCGGUAUGGACGAUGGGGCCUCUGAAUCUCCUUAUGGAUAUUCAAGCAGUGGUAUUGACUACAAAACAACAACCAUACUUUUGGAUGGCAAGCGAGUUAAACUGCAAUUGUGGGAUGCAUCAGGACAGGGCCGGUUCUGCACAAUACUGAGAUCAUACUCUAGAGGAGCUCAGGGCAUUCUUCUGGUGUAUGAUAUCACAAACAGGUGGUCAUUCGAUGGAAUAAAUAGAUGGAUUAAAGAAAUUGAUGAGCAUGCACCUGGAGUGCCAAAGAUCCUGGUUGGAAACCGGCUGCAUCUUGCUUUCAAACGUCAGAUCAGUGAAUCUGCCGCAGAGGCAUACGCUCUAAAGAAUGACAUGGCUUUCUUCGAAGUUAGUCCGCUCUGUGAUUUUAAUGUGACUGAAUCAUUUGCAGAGUUGUCCAGGCUGGCACUGAAAAGGAAUGGAAUAAGUCGUGCUUGGGGUCACAAUAAAGUGUUAAGUCUUCAAGAACUUGCCUGCAGGAUGGUGGUAUCGAGUACGACGAUAUACGGGAUCGAGCAGCUCCCACUGCCAUGUGCGUUGAAAUCCCACCUCAAGUCGUAUGCCCUCACCAACAAGACGAGAGCCAGAAUGCUCAGUUUCGUACAUCGGGACAAACACAAAAAAGUCAAGUAUUUGAAUCCGUGCGAUUCACCACCUAUGAACUGUCGAAAGAGCUGCAUCAUUAGCUAGCAGUGCGAUUAAUGUCUGCCUUUAUGUUGGGAGAAAAAAUAUAUUGAAUAAACAUUGAUAGAC
Molecule: messenger RNA, 1345 nt
Organism: Gigantopelta aegis
Lineage: Eukaryota; Metazoa; Mollusca; Gastropoda; Neomphalida; Peltospiridae
Product: ras-related protein Rab-40B-like
Exons: 6
Coding region: 446-1282 (278 amino acids)
Biological process (GO): protein localization to plasma membrane; intracellular signal transduction
Cellular component (GO): synaptic vesicle; plasma membrane; endosome
Molecular function (GO): GTP binding; GTPase activity
Source: RefSeq, a predicted model, not a curated record